AUGGCAGACGUGCUCCAGCCGAUUGGCGCUGUGCCAGCAGACGUCAAGGCAGAACUCGAUCUCAAGACGAAGAAGGAGCUCAACCACACCAUCCCUUCCGCGGCAUCGAUCUUGGACAAGUACAACCAAGAAAGUGCUAAACGGUUUAGAAAGGAUGGGCUGAAUCAAUUCAUCCCAAACUCAACCCCAAAGUAUCAAAGCUACUUUAGAGAUAUCUGGAUCGACGAAAAUGCCGUGGAUCCGGGCGCCAAUUCACUCACGGAUGGAUCGCGUUGUGAGGUCCUGAUCGUGGGUGCCGGCUAUGGUGGUCUGCUGGCGGCCGCGAGACUGAUCCAGGCUGGGGUGGAUGUGAACGAUAUCCGUCUGGUCGAUGCUGCCGGUGGCUACGGCGGGACGUGGUAUUAUAACCGCUAUCCGGGCCUGAUGUGUGACGUUGAAAGUUAUAUCUACAUCCCCCUCCUGGAAGAACUGGGGUAUAUGCCGAAACACAAGUACUCUUACGGACCCGAGUUGCGACAACAUGCAGACAAUAUCGCCGACCAUUUCAAUCUCAGAGACAAAACCCUAUUCCAGGCCAGGAGCACCGACAUAACCUGGGACUCCUCGAAGAAUGAAUGGACUACCAGAAUAGAAUCGACACGCAAGGGACAAGAAGGGACUACGAUAUCGGUGUCGUCUCGGUUCGUGAUUCUUGCCGGUGGAACAAUAAAUUGGCCGAAGAUUCCAAGACUCAGUGGGCUGGACAGUUUCAGCGGACACAGCUUUCACACGUCGCGCUGGGACUGGGAGUACACGGGCGGGUGCGAAGAGGAGCCGGCGAUGAAAAACCUGGCCGACAAGGCAGUGGGUAUUAUCGGCACUGGCGCCACGGCCAUUCAGCUGGUCCCAGAGCUCGCCAGGUGGGCGAAACAUCUGUAUGUGUUCCAACGGACACCGUCGGCGGUGGACGUCCGCGGCCAAUGCAAGACCGAUGCCGACUGGUGGGCUCGCGAGACCCAGGGCAGACCGGGAUGGCAGAAGCGCAGGCGGAUGAACUUCAGCGCCUUCACGGCGAACACGACUCCCAAGCCAGAGAUCGACCUGGUCGACGACGAGUGGACCAAGUUCCCGUCCUACAGUGGACUCGUCGGAGGUCCCAAUGCGCCUGUCUCGGCGGACGACGCCCCCUCGUACCUGGCUACGCUCAAUGAGCUCGAUCUCGUCCGGCAGGAGAAGGUCCGUGCUCGGGCGGACGACAUCGUCAAGGACAAGGCGACGGCUGAAAAAUUGAAGGCCUGGUACCCCGGCUGGUGUAAGCGGCCGUGUUUCCACGACGAGUAUCUGCAGAGUUUCAAUGCUCCCAACGUGACGCUCGUCGACACCGAUGGCCGUGGAGUGGACGGCCUCACGGAAGCCGGUAUUGUGUUCGACGGCAAAGAGUAUCCUGUGGAUACCCUGGUCUUUAGCACGGGUUAUGAACUCCCCCUGGGCACAAGCCCCGGAGCACGCCUACACCUUCGCGUGGUCGGGCCGAACGGCCAAUCGCUCGACGAGAAAUGGGACCGAGGAGUCGCAACUCUGCAUGGCGUUCAGUCGAACGGCUUUCCCAACCUGUUCUGGCUGGGGCUCACGCAAACUGGCGCCACGCCGAACCAGACGGCCAUGGUCGACGAGUUGGCCCAGCAUAUCGCCUUCAUCGUCACCGAGGUCGCGAAAGGGGUCCAAAAAGAUGGCCGCGGUCCGAGUCCCGGUAGCAGCAGCAGCAGGAGCAAGUUCGCCUUUACCAUCGAGCCCACCGUCGAGGCAGAGUUCGCUUGGACCCAGCGGAUCGUUGCCGGCGCCGCGGCAUUCAUCGCCAUGUCCAACUGUCCGCCCAGCUACUUCAACGGCGAAGGCGACCUCUACCGACUCGCGGCUUCUGGGCCGGAAGCCCUCGCAAAAAUAGCACGGGGAGCCAUGUGGGCGAAAGGGUACGAGGAUUGGUUGCGAGUCCUCGAAGCCUGGAGGAGUGAUGACUUCCGAAAAGACCUGAGGAUAGAGACUUUCUAG
Molecule: messenger RNA, 2028 nt
Organism: Fonsecaea erecta
Lineage: Eukaryota; Fungi; Ascomycota; Eurotiomycetes; Chaetothyriales; Herpotrichiellaceae
Exons: 1
Coding region: 1-2028 (675 amino acids)
Source: RefSeq, a predicted model, not a curated record